Messenger RNA from Osmia lignaria (orchard mason bee), 6664 nucleotides. RefSeq lists its product as uncharacterized. Gene Ontology annotation, biological process: proteolysis. The record is from RefSeq and is a predicted model, not a curated record. NCBI's taxonomy places the organism in Eukaryota, Metazoa, Arthropoda, Insecta, Hymenoptera, Megachilidae. Gene Ontology annotation, molecular function: protein binding; serine-type endopeptidase activity.
AUGGCAUCUAUGUGCGGCAGUAGCAAAAGUUAUCCAGCGAUAAAUACAGGCAGCUAUUACAGGCCAGGUGCUUAUCCGUAUCAGAACGAUUAUUAUUUACCACCACGGUCAACAUGGUCCAGAGUCUCGCCACAGCAAACAAAGAAACAAAGAAGCAAUACUACAUGGAAAGUCGGCAGUGCAAUGUUAAUUAUCUCCGCAAUGCUAGUAUUAAUUGCUGUCUUCGCUAUUGCAGGACUCGCUUUAUGGAUGGGAGCUCUUCGGACAGAUUCAAAGAACGCGAUCGUUGGAUUCACCUGCAGUUUCAGGGUGUCUAAAGGAGAAAAGUAUAAUCCUAUGUUGAAACUAAAUACGAGCAUGGUGUUCCGUGAGAAGGAACGAAAAUAUAAGAAUAUAUUCGAGUUGUUGUUCAGAAGAAGCGUUUUAAGCAACGCUUACAAGCAAACAAUCAUAGACAGGUUCGAAAGCGGUGUUCUAAAAGUGUUCUUCAGAAUAUAUCUGGACAGAAGGAAGAUACCGCGAUCGAUCACGAAUGUCGAAGACACGAUCGAGGAUAUUAUCGCAAAGGAGACUUAUUCAUCGUCCUCCUUGUUCAAGGACAUGGAACUGGACCUGACGAGUGUAUCAGUAAAAAGAAUAAAUCAAGAUGUGGCUGGGAACCCAAAGCACGCGCAGCAGAAGAACGCGAUGAUAACAAAGAACGGUCUUCUCCGACCCAAUAGGAACACUUCUCUGAUCACAAAUUCCAAAGCAAAAACAAAACCUACCCAGAUCGAGUCUAUCGAGUCUGAAAUUGAUUUUAGUAACAUACCAACGAUCCAAGGAACUUAUAAAGCGUCAAAAGUGAACGCCACCACGUCAGGUAAAGCAAAUUCAACUCAAGAAACAGUGAAACAUCAAUCAGAUACAACGAACAGUACCAAAGCACCUUUGCCUCAAGAAACCACGUCCAAGUCCUCCAUCAUGGAAGACAAUACCCAUGCAACUGGCACCACGACGCAAACCACUCCAAUCAUCGAUUCGGUGACAAAAGACAAACUCAAUUAUACCGUACACGACGAUAACCAACAAACUGUGAACAAAGUCUUCGAGACAUCCACAAAUCCAGUAGAAAGCGAAGAUCUUUUCAAGGACUUCCGAAAGCCUGAUUUCGAGACUUCGCCAUGGAAACCCAUCGUACCUGGUUACGUGAACACCGAAUUCAAAUUAUUACCGAACAACGUUGAAAAAACUACUAAAAGUAAUAAUUAUGAAGUAAAUUACACUAGUAUAGCAGCUGUCUCUGCCACCACCACCACCACCACCACGAAGAUUCCUCAAGUUCUUCAAAGUAGCAUCCCCCACUCGUCGAAGCCUCCAGAGCCAGCAGAAACCUUGAAUGCCUACGUGGAUGUUCCUGGCAUGAGUACCUUCGACAUAGGAGACGCAGACUUUCCUCGUGACAGAAUCGUGCCCCAGGAAAUGGUGAACUUCAGGGUGAAUGGUAAAUUCAAGAACAAAAUACCUGGUUUGCUGGACGAUGGCCAGAUCUUCACUGAACCAACGGUGUCUAAGGUUGACCAGAACAGAAGACCGGACAUCGAGGUGGCUGGGCAACUGCCACCAGAAACUUACGAUGUCAAACUUCGAACAUCUUCUGAACCAGAAAGAACAGAAUUUCCAUUAGCAAAGCCCCAUCUCUCUUCCGGUGAAAAUGAAACUAGUUGGAGGGUAUCUAACGCGUCUUUGGGAAUCGAUAAUGAAAGGAUAGAUGAAGAUAACGAUGAUUCGAAGGAGAAGGAAAGUUCGGAUAACUUGUUGGUGAGCUCAAGUACCCCAAAAUCGGUUCAGAAUCUGGAUACCGAAGAAGAAUCCACGACUGAAGUGUCAGGAGUUGGGGUAGCAGAGCCUGUCUCAGACGUGGACGUUGAAUUGGAGGCAAGAAAUCGGUACUCGGAUAUCCAAGCGGUUACCAAACAACAGAGCGAUGCUUUACAAGACAGGAAGGUUGAUAAAAAUGCUGAACAACCUAUUUAUACCAGCUACAAGACGCCUGAUCUGAACGGGGCAGGUAUAAAGCCGAGUUUGAUCGAGAGUUCUGGGACGUUGAUGCCGUUCAGGCACACGAUACCCGUAGACAAGAUCACCUCCGUUGUGAACAACGAUAAAAAUCAGCAGAAAGAUUCAUCGAAACAUCAGAUGAACGCUGUGACGGACAGUAUAAUUAACAGCAAGGAAAAGCUUACACAGAAUCAUAGAUUAAACACAAAUGACGAAUUAAAGAAGAACGUGACCGAGAAAGAGGCAACCAAAGUGUUGCCAGAGAAUUUGAAGGCCACGAUCAAAAUGGAAAUUCCAGUUGAAAAUCGGGACAAUACCUUCAGAACAAACUCCCCUAUGAAACACGCGAAGAUCGAGUUAGCGGAACAUGCUGAAGUAACAGAAUCAAGUACAGAUAUCAUAGAUAAUGAAAAAUUUCUUAAAUUAAGUACCACCGAGGUUUACUCGGAGAUGAUACAUCCAUUGUACAAUAACAUUGACAAGUUAGUUGUUAAGAAUGAAGAGACAAAAACACCCAGCUUGUCCAGGAACUCCACGUUCAUUGAGAUCGACACGUUGAAACACACCCCAGGACAGUCUGGAGAUGAAUCGUCCUCGUCGGAGGGUAAACCACUGGAUAGAGUUGAAGGAUUAGACGGCUGGUUGUUCAAUGGAACUGUGAAUCGACCUUCCAGCUCUUCGGGAACUCGUAAGAAGGUCUAUAACGAUACGUUGAAGGCUUAUGUGGUAGAAAAUCUAGUGACUCUAGCGCCUGCUAAAAGUAACACUGGUGUGGGUAGACCCGUGAGACCCAGACCCAAGCUCGACGAGAAAUCUACGAAUAGAAGUUCCUCCGAUGAUUCGAUGCUCCUGGAACAAUUGUUUGGAGUUCAUAGCAGAGAUAAGAACACGACGAAACGAAAUUCUUUUGAUCAGGAUCACUCGGAGCUUCGGGGUGAUGCAGAAGAGUCGAAGAAACAGGGUAAGAUCGAACAAAUCGUCGAGGUCGUCACGUCCAUCAGCACCAAAGUGUCCUCGAACUUUAAAGGAGAUCCUGUCGUAUUGAAAUUCGUCGUUACCAAUUCGACGUCACUUCCGGUGAUACAUACAGAGCUACACGGAGAAGAUACCUCAUCCUCGCAGAUAUCAAUACCUGAAAAACUACCUGCUGAUAACAACAGAGAGGAAAACCGUUCUUUCAGAGAUCAGAGUUCUAAUCAAGGUAGUCUAACCUGGGCACAAGGAUCUUCUACUAAUGUGCAGACGUCGGAUAGGAAGAUCUCUGCCGUUGAAGAGAAUCGGUUUCUUUUGGAAAAAUUGAAACAGUUGGCUUCAAUUGGAACCGGUGAACAACCUGCAAGAGAUAGAAACUCGUCAAAACCAAUUGUGGAGAUGUUGAGACCUUCUAACGUGAACAUGGAACCUCGACCGUUGCCUGAUUUUGAGAAAUUGAAGGAGAUCGCAGACAUUGCAACUGGAAAUGAGACUUUGAUGAACUCCAGUGCUGGAUUUACCAUGACUCGUGAUGGCGUUGAAAUACUGACUAAGAUCUUGAACAAAAUGGAGGAUCGUACUGAUAAAAUGAUAAUCUCUACGACUGAGCAGAAUUUAGAAGCUGAUCGUUGUUUCGGUUUCCAAUGCAGAGACGGGAAAUGUUUACCAGCCAGCGGUAGAUGCAACAUGCUAGGCGAAUGUUCGAAUUCAGAAGACGAGGCCAACUGCACGUGCGCUGAAUUUUUGAAAGCGCAACUUUUACAUCAGAAGAUUUGUGACGGUGUCGCGGAUUGUUGGGAUUAUUCGGACGAAGCAGAUUGUGAUUGGUGCGAAGAGGGUCAAUUCGUUUGCGGGAACAGUCGAUCCUGCAUAGACCAGGAUAAGGUUUGCAACGGUUUCACUGAUUGUCCUGGAGGAGAGGACGAGAAGAAGUGUGCUGCGUUGAUCGAAGACGAGGCAAUGUUAAAUUAUUACAAAACAAACGCGUUUCCUAACAAUGAAAAUCGUAAUCCUGGCAUCGUUACAACAGAAUAUGAAGAAGAUUUCUUAGAGACAGAAUCUACCACCAACAGGGACAUCUUUGAUCAAGAAGCUGUCGAAUCUUUGAUCUCAGAAUCAACUACGUUACGUGCCACAUUUAAAAGCAAUGUUCAAUUGGAGAAGAUUGUAAGCACCAAAGAUGUUUCUACUAUGGAAGAAAGCUUGUUUGACAAUCGUAAACAUUCAAAGACGGCAGCUCUCGUCUCGGGAAGAGAAAUAUCGUCGAACACGAAGGAUAUCCUUACUCAUGGGAACUCUAUUCACGUAAACACAAAGAAGAAUGACACGACUGCGAUUAAUUUCAAAAAAGAGAUUAACAGUUAUCACGAGAAAGGGUAUUUAAAUAUUCGAAAGAAUGGCAAAUGGGGGAAAUUGUGUUUAAACGGAAUGGACGAUCUUUUGCAAGAGAGACAAGCUAUUUGGACAAUCGAGGACCUCGGUAGAGCUGUUUGCAAAGCGAUUACUUAUCAAGAUUACGAUACAGUAGAGAAGGUAUUGGACGAAAAGCCAGCAUCCAACAGCGUGUAUUACACUCUGUCUUACAACGAGAAACCUACGGACAAAACGAUUCUGACUUUCAAACCAUCCAAGUGCCCGACCGGUGAGAUUCUCAGGGUCAAGUGCAAGAACCUUGAGUGUGGAAUAAGAACCCAGACCCCGUCGCAGGCCAGAUCGAAUGUUUCACGACGUUGCAGAAUAGUCGGAGGUGGUAGUUCCUCGACCGGAAGUUGGCCCUGGCAAGUAGCUUUGUACAAAGAAGGCGACUAUCAAUGUGGCGGGGCUCUUAUCAACGAGAGAUGGAUUCUCUCCGCGGCGCAUUGCUUUUAUCAUGCUCAAGACGAGUACUGGGUAGCGAGGAUCGGGGCAACUCGCAGAGGAAGUUUUCCAAGUCCUUAUGAACAAGUGUUGCGUGUAGACCACGUAUCCUUGCAUCCUGAUUACAUCGACAAUGGAUUUAUAAACGACAUAGCGAUGUUGAGGCUCGAGAAACCGGUAAUCUUCAGCGAUUAUGUUAGACCGGUGUGCCUUCCUCAAGCAGAAGCCAAAAGUGGCACCAUGUGCACCGUAACUGGCUGGGGACAACUGUUCGAAAUAGGAAGGAUAUUUCCGGAUACCUUACAAGAAGUACAACUUCCUGUGAUUUCAACGGAGGAAUGCCGAAGAAAAACUCUCUUCCUUCCACUGUACAGGAUCACAUCAGGGAUGCUUUGUGCAGGUUUGAAGGACGGUGGAAGAGAUGCUUGCUUAGGAGACAGUGGCGGACCUCUGGUUUGCUCAGCAUCAGACAACAAGUACACUCUUCACGGAAUAACGUCGAACGGUUACGGUUGUGCCAGACCCGGAAGACCCGGGGUCUACACAAAAGUUUAUCAUUAUCUUCCAUGGAUUGAGCAUAUCCUAUCGGCGAAAGACAUUCGUUCGUCGAUAGCUUCUUGCAAGGGUCAUCGAUGUCCUCUUGGCGAAUGUUUACCAAAAUCUCGUGUAUGUAAUGGAUUUUUAGAAUGUUCAGAUGGUAGCGAUGAACGCGAUUGCCCUGUUAAUCUUUAAUCUGUUAACCAGCUCGUUUCUUCACCAGAAAAUGAUCAUUUAUUUCCUGUAAGUGUAAUAAAAAAUGAAGGGUAAUGAGUCACUUCGUAUCAUCCACGACAAGUAUGUGUUAAAAUAAAAUACUGCGUUUUUCUGUUAAUAUACAUACAGUGAGAGGCAAAAGUGAGUAGACAUUGUUCAUAAUAGAAUACCUCGGUUAAAAUUGGACUAAAUAACUUGAGGUUUUUUGAGAAGCUAUAAAAAUUAAUUCACUAAAAUAUUUCAUUGUAAUUUGUAAUUGUAAUUUUAAAAUUGUAAUUUCUUAAAACGAUGAAAAUACAUAUUUUAGUGAAUUCAUUUUUAUAGCUUCUCAAAGAAUCUCAAGUUAUUUAGUCCAAUUUUAACAGAGGUAUUCUAUUUUCAACAGUGUCUCCUCACUUUUGCCACUCACUGUAUAUGUAAUGAUAUUAUGAAAACGAAGGAAUGUUUAACGCUAGAACAACAUAUCCUUUAGUUAAAUACCAUUUUUAAAGGAUUUCAUUGUUCUAUCGUUAAACUCGUCCUCCCCGAUUAACAGAUUAACGAUAAAAGACUGAACUGGUAUCUCUGUAUAUUUAUUUUCUUAACAAAUUUAAUAUUAAUUUAAUUUAAUUAACUAUUAAGAUUGCUGUAAAAUAUUUGUAUGCUCGUCGAUUGAAUAGAAAUGUGCAAUACAUAGCUAGAAAUCAAAAUGAUUGAAGAUAAAUGUUUAGAGAGUGGAUCAGUGAUUGGAUUGUUAAUUAAUAAAUAUAAUAAACGCGCUGAUUCAUACUCUAUUACACAAUUAUCUUUACGUUUGAUGAUUAACACGAUAGAAAGGUAAAUAUGAUAAUGAUUAAGCGUUUAAAAGAUUUUUUAAUGAUAACGAAUAAUCACAAUGAAUAGUAUUACUGAGUCAUUCGUAUGACUCGGCAAUACUGCAUAUACAUUGGAAUAUUUAGAUGAACCUGGUAUUUUGAUUCUUUUGUGAAUCUUAAGGCCAUGUGUAUCUUUACGUCGAUUCAAUUCUCUCUACAUAGUGUGUGUAAAUAUUAUAUCUAAUUAU